This is a messenger RNA of Clupea harengus (Atlantic herring), 5824 nucleotides long. It is a transcript of the gene esrrb, whose product is annotated as estrogen related receptor beta. Gene Ontology annotation, biological process: regulation of DNA-templated transcription. Gene Ontology annotation, molecular function: nuclear steroid receptor activity; sequence-specific DNA binding; zinc ion binding. NCBI's taxonomy places the organism in Eukaryota, Metazoa, Chordata, Actinopteri, Clupeiformes, Clupeidae. The record is from RefSeq and is a predicted model, not a curated record. Gene Ontology annotation, cellular component: nucleus.
CAUACGUUGGCUCACUCACACUCACACCGAUACGCACACGCUCACACCCCUCUCAGACACAUGCACUCCUACACAUUGUCUGACAUACCUGUGAAGAUCAGGGGGGUGGCAGCGUGCUGGAGGUGUUUGGUUUUCCUGGCAUUAGCCAGUGAAGGGGCUCCGCGUGUGUUUGGGGGAGAAAGCAGGUCUGAGUGCCUUUCCUCUUCCUGAUUUCCUGGAAUGCUAAAUCUGGACUGAUGGACAUUUCAGAACUUUGCAUCCCUGAUCCUCUCAACUAUCAUAACCAGAAGUCGUUAUCCCACACUUUAGGCCGAUUACUCAGCCCUUUGGCCUCUCUGGACCCCUCUCAUUUCUGGCUGCUGAACAGAAUGGCCGCUGAUGAGAGGCACCUGCCCUCUAGCUGUGGUUCCUACAUUAAAACCGAGCCCUCCAGUCCUUCCUCCCUCAUAGACACAGUAAGUCACCACAGCCCAAGUGGCAACUCGGACGCCAGUGGUGGUUAUGGCAGUGGCCUGACCAGCCACCCCAAUGGCCUGGACUCCCCCCCUAUGUUCACGUCAACUGGCCUGGGCCCCAACGGAGCCUGCCGCAAACGCUACGAUGACUGCUCCAGCACCAUCAUGGAGGACUCAUCCAUCAAGUGCGAGUACAUGCUCAACUCCAUCCCAAAGCGCCUCUGCCUGGUGUGCGGUGACAUCGCCUCGGGGUACCACUAUGGUGUGGCCUCCUGCGAGGCUUGCAAAGCCUUCUUUAAAAGAACGAUACAAGGUAACAUAGAGUAUAGCUGUCCUGCCACUAAUGAGUGUGAGAUCACAAAACGAAGACGCAAAUCGUGUCAGGCCUGCCGCUUCAUGAAGUGUCUUAAAGUUGGCAUGUUGAAGGAAGGUGUCCGUCUGGAUAGGGUGAGAGGGGGUCGACAGAAGUACAAGAGAAGGUUAGAUGCGGAGAGCAGUGCCUAUUUGGGCCUCACAGUCCCUCCCCCUGCAAAGAAACCAUUGACAAAGAUUGUGUCCCACCUUCUGGUGGCAGAGCCAGAGAAGAUCUAUGCCAUGCCAGACCCCACCAUGCCAGAGAGUGACAUCAAAGCUCUUACUACCCUUUGUGAUCUAGCCGACCGUGAACUGGUGGUCAUCAUUGGUUGGGCCAAACACAUCCCAGGCUUUUCCAGUCUGUCCCUGGGGGAUCAGAUGAGCCUGCUGCAGAGUGCCUGGAUGGAGAUUCUCAUCCUGAGCAUCGUGUUCCGCUCGCUGCCCUACGAGGAUGAGCUGGUGUAUGCAGAGGACUAUGUGAUGGACGAGGAGCACUCACGGCUGACAGGCCUGCUGGACCUCUACGUCUCCAUCCUGCAGUUGGUGCGCAAGUACAAGAAGCUCAAGGUGGAGAAGGAAGAGUUUGUCACCCUCAAGGCCAUCGCUCUUGCCAACUCAGACUCUAUGCACAUAGAAGAUAUGGAAGCAGUACAGAAGCUCCAGGACGCGCUCCAUGAGGCCCUGCAGGACUUUGAGAGCGGCCAGCACCCAGAGGACCCUCGGCGGGCUGGGAAGCUGCUCAUGACCCUUCCUCUGUUGCGGCAGACUGCCACCAAGGCAGUACAGCAUUUCUAUAGCAUCAAAGUGCAAGGCAAAGUGCCCAUGCACAAACUCUUCUUGGAGAUGCUGGAGGCCAAAGUCUGAUAGAGGUGGUCGUAUGAGGGCAACGGCAACAGUGGCAUUGUUGGGGCAGCAGGGAUCAGAAGGCACACGUGAACUAAGGGGGGCAUGGGAGAGACAGGGACGCACGCCACUGAGAGACAAGCUGGAUGUGGAUGUGGAGAUCUGAGGCGUCCUCUUCAUCCACCCCCUUCAUCUCCCAUUCUCUCUCUUUGACUCCGUUUCUGUCCUUUCAACCUGAGACAUUUUAAAGAAGAGGUAAAAAAAGAAAUAACUUGCAAAAACUGCUAAAUACGAUGAAAAUGGGUCCCAACUAUAAAUAUAAAAAUGGAGAAUCUAAAAUAUAUAACAAAUCCUAAGUUCUUGUACAGUAAUGAUCUUUGUUGUUGUUUUGCUUUUCUUCAUGGUCUCUGCUUACCUGUGUAUGACAGCAAAUCACUCUUUCUCUCUUACUCUCUAUACUCAGAGUGGCGGUCACAUCCUCAGUCAUGUGAUCAAACAGGUUUUAAGUGUGUGUGUGUUCUUUCUCAAAUGGAAAACCAAACUCUGUGUGUAAUUCUAAAAAGGAAGAGGAAAAAAGCUAGCUAAGUGUACAAAUGAGCCUCUCUUUUUUUGCUCUCUGCUAUGAUACAUGUUUGGAAGCUUUGAAAACUUUGUAAAUAUUAAUUCCCAUGAAGUCUGAGCAUAAAUCGUUGGAAAGGAGUGAAUAUGGCCAUUUCAUUUCCAUUUUCUUCUAACAAUCAAGUACAUAAAUGUAAAAAAAGACCUAAAUAUCAGAUUUUGUUAUCUGAUCACCUCUGCUCUGAUAUACCUCUGCAGUGCCGUGAACCUAGUGUAGCGCGCAGCACACUGGAAAUGACAUGUUAACUAAACUAGCAUAGCAAUUUAGUCCUUGUCUCUAUUUCAUAGUAUCUAGCAAUAAAGAGAUGUGUGGGCCAGCUAUGAACUCAUUGCCCAGUCUCGACUUGUGUUCUAUAAUGCUGAGAUGAAAACCGAUCUGUGACAUCUACUUCAGUUUCUAAGGCCCCGUGGCAACGUGACAACAUAGUCACCAGGUGCGUUAUACAUCUCCUUUCACUGUCAUUGUCUUUUUCUCCCCCUCUUGUUGUUGUUGAUGAUGAUGAUGUUGUUGUUGAUGUUAUCUUCUACCAUGGUUGGUCAUGGUUAAAGGUUGAGUCUGCGAUUCUAAUCCAAUAUGCUUUUUGUCAAAUUCAGCGAAUUGCUUCUCACAGUCCCCUAGCUGUCCGCUCUGUGUGCGUCCCAACAGAAGAAACAAAAACACUGGCUCUGCAAAUGGGAACCAAAGUGGCUCGGACCAAGUACACUAUUUUAGCCAAUCAGCACUUUGCUUCAUGAGCACAGAAGGAAAGGGUGUCAUUUGAUUGGCUGUUGAGCUCAAUAUCAACAAUCUUUCGCCAGAAUUCGGGGACUGUACCUUUAAGGAAGUGUGUUAGGCACUGGGGACAAGUUGUAUGUGGAUAGCCUUAGGAAAAAAAGAGAAGGUUUGUCAAAUGAGAUAACAGGGAUAUGAAAGAAAUUAGGUAAAUUGUAUGGCGGAGAAGAAAGGCGAGAGAUGAUAGAAGAAGAACAGUGUAGCAAAAAAUGUGCUAUUUUUGGUCACUCUAAGCCUUGGGUAGAGCCCACUCAAAUAGAGAGCAAGGUGUCCAGCAUCUGCUUGCCCCAUUUUUAGAAGCAACCCAGCCUUUUUAUAGUGCUGCCUCUGUUCUAUAGAUGCAGCCAAGUCAAGGUGUGAGGCAGGUGCAUGCUGGGGCAUAUUUUGAGCUUCUAGGAUGUGAUGCUGGCCAGAGGGGGCAGUGGGCACGUGCGGUGGAAGGGACGACCCCUGUGUCUACACAACAGGCUUGUCAUUUGCCAAAGUGGGUACUAUGAUGACAAGUAGACCUGAAGCUAAGUAAUGACUUUUCCCCCUCCCACUAAGGUUGUUAGUGUGACAGCUAAAAACAGCUGACAUUACCCUCCAAAUGGCAUUGGCAAGUCUCACACAGCAGCAUUCCAAGCGGUGUGGUGCAGUAUGACCUAUGGGAGGUGUGAUGGGAAAUGUAGUACUGUGCUAUAAAUUUGUAAUUGCUUUAAUUUGCCAUUUCAAGAACAUUAGAAAGAGCGGCUGGAGUAUAAUUACAUGUAUUACUGAUGUCAUGUGAAUUCAUGGGAAUUGUAAAUUGUGGCAGUGUCGUGAUUUAAUACUGUGACACCACUGACAUUGUCACAAAACUGAAAGACAGUGCAAUGAUUGGUGUGUUUGGUCUGGGAAACUUCUUAUGCCCUCAUUGGCUACUUAAAACCAUCCAAACUUGAGGUGGCCACAGUCCUGGCUGAGAGUUCUACCGCACUUUACCCAGCAGAUGUGGGGCCACUGGGACCAGUUCUGACUCUGAGUUUUGGUCAGUGAAGAAAAUGAACAUUACGGCAGCAUAGCGCCUGUGUACUCAUGUAUGGUAAUCUUAACCUCUGACGUCUGCAUAUCAUGCUUGAAUUAACAACAGCAACUGCCCCCUCUAAACACAUUGUGUCUGUGAAAUUGUUUUAGGCUAGUGAUUCUAUUUUUUUCUGAAAACCAUUUUGGCCCUUAGUAUGGCUAUCAGUGGACCCAUUACACAACAUGUUGAAAACAAAGUAUAGUGUCCUGCAAACUACCUCAUCUCUCAUCCUAAUAGUCACGACUCACUUUUUGUGUCAAUAUCAGUUAACCUUUGUCUGAGCCACUACUGUGAUGUAGCAGAUCUAUAAAUAGCUGCUGUCUGUUAAGUAGUUUUGAUGGAAUUUGGCAGUAGCAAUCAAGAACUUAAAAAAUGGUGGACGUGACCAUGGUAUGAUAUCAUGAUAUCAUACAAUGUUUGUAUACAUGCACACCCUACCCUCUAAACUACCCUUCAAAAGUUUGGAAACACCCAGACAAGUUGGUGAAAUAUCAGCAUAGUUCAUUUUUAGCUGACAUGUAUUAAUGUAACUUAACAUGAUUGAUACCAAGACCAGCAAUACUAUUUUUCUUUUGAUUACAUAAUGAUGGUAUUAUACCAUUCAAAUCAUACUUGCAACUUAUGGAAGCUAUGAGUCCUGACACCUAGACUGGGCCAAGGUUUUGAACAGAAACUGAGGUUAGCACACCUUAAUAUUUGACUGGAUGAUUGCCAAUUAAGAGUAGUCUUACCAGACAACUUCUUUAACAGCUUUAAAUCGAACCAUGACACUCUGUGGUGAUAAUUUGAGUAUUUAAGGGAUGAAAGCUAUGAGAAAUAUAGCCAAAAAAGCUUUUGGCUCCAGGAUACAAUUUGACAUUCAACAUUGUUGGUGAUAAGAUGUUAUGUUAUUGUAUAACACCUACUGUGGUGGAGCGUGCUGCAUGGUUGUCCGGGGAUCAUUUGGAGCAGGGAGAGUAUAUAGUGUCCAGGGAAUACUGAACCAGUGCGGAUACCACAGGAUUGGACAGUGACACGCUAUUCCCUCGGGUUAGUGCUGUAUUGCUCCUAGUUUCCUUUCUCAACAUAAUAAAUUCCCAAAACAUAGUUCUAAGCUUUACAAAUCAUAUCCGUUCAGGAAACAGUCAGCUGAGGUGGUGUCUAUCAUGGAAUGGUGAGCCCUGUCAUGUGAUCUUAACCUGACCCUGCUGCUCCAGAAGACACUGGGCUGUGUCAGCAGCGUCCAACCAAUGGGAAUCAUGUUUGGGAAGACUUUGAAGAGACUUGGAGUAAUAUAUCAAGGGAAUAUGAAAUAGUCUAUCUGGAGUAUGCAAAGCUGUGAUAGCUAUUAAUGUUUUUGUUGAAUCCACAGUUGAAGAAUUUUCUUUGGCUAUUUCCUUUAUUUAAUAAAAUAUGUCUUCUUAGUUUGUGUUGUCACUUACUGAUGCAAAGUGAAAUAAGCUAAAUCUGUGAAGUGUUUCCAAACCUUUGGAGGGCAGUGUAUAUAGCAAAGAGUGUGUGUGUAUAUAUAUAUAUUUAUAUACACACACUUUGCUCACACAGCAUAUUGUCAGAAUUGGUCCCAUGGUGUAGAGAGGGAUUUUGUUUCUGUCCUGUAUAAAUAUUUAUUGUGUGUAUUAUAUCAUUUUUGCCACACUGUACAAUAAUAUCUCUGACUGUUCAUUUACCAAAUGUGUCAUUUUUUCAGUUUUGAUGUCAAGAAAUGAAAAAGGAACAAAGAAAAUAUUUACUCCUAAA